This is a messenger RNA of Capsaspora owczarzaki ATCC 30864, 2134 nucleotides long. RefSeq lists its product as hypothetical. Gene Ontology annotation, biological process: mRNA splicing, via spliceosome. Lineage: Eukaryota; Filasterea; Ministeriida; Capsasporidae. The transcript has 3 exons. Gene Ontology annotation, cellular component: nucleus. The record is from RefSeq and is a predicted model, not a curated record. Bases 130 to 2106 code for a protein of 658 amino acids.
UCUGAAUAAUACUUGAAAUUUACAAACCAAGUAUUCCAACAUAAGUAUUCCAACAAACAACAAUAACAACGCCCACUGAUUUUUUCCAGACACAUCUCUGAGAACUCGCGCUGCUGAGACUCGACGAAAAUGUCAAACCAGGAUGGCAACACGCUGUCCAACUCAGACUUUCGCAAGCUGCUGAUGACGCCGCGCACCACGUCGGGUCUCACUUCACGAUCAAGCACUACUGCUGCUACUACUACUACUACUACUGCUAAAUCAGCGACGACGGGGGCAGCAGGAUCGAGCGAUGAUGGCCCUACGUCCAACCCGUUCAUGCCGCCAGCGCCAGUCAAGCCGGGAUCAACAGGUGGCCAGACACCCGCGCAGCCGGGACAAACUGGCCGCCACCAUCAAAACCCACAGCGGGCGGCGCAGCGGGCUGCGGCUGCUGCUGCCUCCGCGUCGAGCGAGCCAAAGUACCGCGAUCGCGCUGAGGAGCGCAGGAAGGGCAUCAACCCGGACUUUAAGGCGUCGGAGGCGCUGAUGAACAGCUACCAGGCACGGCUGGAGCAGCUCACAGAGUCUGUGCACAACGACGAGGAGCGGCGCAGGCUCGAGAUUGAGCAGAGCAAGUUUCUGGGUGGCGAUGCAAAGCACACGCAUCUCGUGCGAGGUCUCGAUUUCGCACUGCUCAAGAAGGAACAAGCAAGCAUCGAGCAAGCAAACAGUGGCGUGCUUCAUGCCGAAAAGCAAACAAGUGUGGCGGCUGUGGCAGGCGCUACGAGCACGAAAUUGGCACCAAAGCAACUGCAGCAACCGCUCCCAACGUCAUUCACCGCUACAGCGCCUUCGGCUGUCGCAGAUGGCGUGCAGCCAAUGGAGCUGAACGAGGGCAACAGCCUUCUCGGUCAGGACGACGACGACCACGACGACGACGACGACGACAAAGCACCGAAAUUUCAUUCAAAGCUCGCGCGCAACAUUCACGAAACCCUCUUUGGCAAUUCCCGACCCAUGUACAACGACCUGUUCCUGCCUGGCCGAAUGGCUUUUGUGUGUGACCUCACCUCGGACUAUCUGUCGGGUGAUGUCCCAACAAGUGCCAUCCGUUCGAAAGCAGACUUGUCCGCAUCAACGCUUCAGCUGAUGGAGCACAAGGUCGGUAACACUGAAAUCAUCAUCAACAAGCUGGUGCAAAUGAUGACCGUUCGUCGAGAAGAGCGUGCACUGCAAAAGACCACAACGGCGAGCAAAAAAGAAAAGGGCAGCAAAGCCCACCACUCAUCCGCUCCAGAGCCAGCUUUUCCAACGCCCGCGUUUCCCAUGCACACUGCCCUGCCAAAAGAAGGCGAUAAGGCACCUUCCAUCCAUGCUCCAGCCGUUUCUCCAUCCUUGUCGCGAGCCACGCCCGCAGCAACGGCGACGGCCACUCAAGAAACUGGUACCUCGGCCGACAACGCUGACGAUGACAUUUUUGCAGACGUCGGCGAAUACGUGCCCCGUGUCGCUGAGCCCCAUGGCAACGAAGCGACCGUCACCCCUAUGGAUGUUGACAAACGGCCUGCAAGCUACUUUAGUUCAACAACUUCUGCUGCAAUCACAACAACAACCAGCCAGCAGGCGUCUUCUAGCUCGGCGUCCAGUGGUCCCACCGUCAAUUCUGAACGUGCCAGCUUGCAAGUCGCAUUAGACGCUCUCAAGCCAGAGCUCCAACAAGCAGCGCAGUCCCAAAAGCAGUUUGCGGGAGAGCGCAAGCUCACCAUGUCUCUCACCUCCCAAAACGAAGACGAGUAUUAUCCUCGGCGGUUUCACCGUGUUAAAGAGCUGGAUGGAAGCAAAGACGCGCUGGACGGUGAUGAAGAAGAGUCCUCCUACGAUCGCGUCAUGAAAAAUAUGGCCAAUCCAACGCACACGCUGACUCGCUUUGACUUUGACAACGAGGAAGAAUGGCUUGCACACACGGGCGAAUCUAGUUCCAAGGCGCCAGAUAAAGCCGCCAUGGCCAAGGAACUGCGCCAAGCUCGAACCAAGAUGGGCAACGAUUUCCAGAAAGUCCAGGCCAUCAUGAAACGCAAGGCCGAGGAGAAGGCCGAAGGAGCUUCCAAGAAAAUGAAGGACUAGAAUGAGAUACCGCAAUAAAAGUAUGCCU